Messenger RNA from Bipolaris maydis ATCC 48331, 1854 nucleotides. RefSeq names its product FAD dependent oxidoreductase-domain-containing protein. Gene Ontology annotation, molecular function: oxidoreductase activity. The record is from RefSeq and is a predicted model, not a curated record. Lineage: Eukaryota; Fungi; Ascomycota; Dothideomycetes; Pleosporales; Pleosporaceae. Gene Ontology annotation, cellular component: cytoplasm.
GUACCUUCAUGUCUUACUGUCCUAUACUGGUUCGACACUCCCAGCAAUUUGUAAUGAUGAUUCCGACUCUUGAUGCGCCUUAUAGCGAUUAGCGCCCGGUGUGUCCUGCUAUCGGAGCAACAGGAUGAUCUUGUAGAUAGCCUAAGUUGGUAUUCCGAACAACGAUCCACUACCCCUCCGCCACGCCGCCACGAAGUCCAAAGGCGUCGGUACAACAAACAUAUUCCGAGCCCUCGGGAUAAGAUUCGUCACCACAGGGGAUUGUCUUUCAAGAGUAAAGGAGAGAAGCACGCAUAUAAGAACUCUAUUCAAUCCACUACGAGUCCACAAUUCUCCAACUUUAUCCACAUACAUCCAUCUACUUUCGCAUCAUGAGACAGGAACGCGCUACCCUUCCGACGCCCACGUCGUCCGACUCCUUCUGGCAUAGCGAGCCAAACGAAUAUCUUAUCGGCCAUCGCACAACGGAAAACUUGCCUGCCGAGGCUGACAUCGUUAUUGUGGGGUCUGGUAUUACGGGUGCAAGUGCGGCCAGAUACCUUGCUGAGGAUGAAAGGGCCAAUGGCAAGAGCAUCGUAAUACUUGAGGCGAGAGAGGCGUGUUGGGGUGCUACUGGUAGGAACGGUGGACACUGUCAACCCCUCUUAUUCGACAGAUCUAGCGAUGUGGCCAGAUUCGAACUUAAGAACGUCGCUGCAGUGCGAUCCUACAUACAGAAUAACAGUGUACCAUGUGAAUGGCGAGACGUGACCGGCUGUCGGACUUUUUGGAAUCAAGCGGCACUAAAGGAGGUUGAGAAUGAGCUUCGGCAUCUCCGCAACGUUGCGCCCGAGAUAGCGGCAAAGGUAACAGUGAUCAAGGACAAGGAGGAGCUCAAGAAGCAUCGCGUCUCGCCUGACUGCCUAGCAGCGACGUUGAGUGAGGGAGCAGCGAGCUUGUGGCCAUACAAGCUGGUCACAUUCAUUCUACAAAAGCUCGUGCAAGACGGCCGAGUAAAUCUCCAGACCAAGACCCCCGUUACAAACGUUACGACUUCUGAGGGUAAACAUACACUACACACACCUCGCGGUACCAUCAGCAGCAAGACAGUCAUUCUCGCAACAAAUGGCUACACCUCAGCUCUCCUGCCCCACUUUGCAGAUCUUAUCGUUCCAUGCCGUGGUGAGAUGUCCGCCUUGUUCCCACCAGAGGGGUCGACACUCCUCCCAAACUCCUACGGUAUGGUUGCUGCGCUCGGUCAGCCUGCUCAUAGCGACGACUACCUUAUCCAGAGACCAUUCGAGGGUGUGCCAAACCCCGCCGGUCACCUCAUGUUUGGUGGCGGCCGCGGAGCUGGAAACUACCCAAGUCUAGGCAUCUCGGACGACAGCAUCAUCGACGAGGGAUCUGCUGCCUAUCUUCGAGGCGCUCUGCUCAAGGUACUCGAACUUGACGGUAAGACUGAAGGUCUCAAAGAAUUGAAGGCUGCUGCUCAAUGGACUGGUAUCAUGGGCUACUCCCGUGACAAUCACCCAUGGGUUGGAAAGGUCCCGGACAGAGAUGGCUUGUGGCUUUGCGGUGGUUAUACUGGCCAUGGCAUGCCAAACGGUACACUGUGUGGAAAGGCAAUCGUGGACAUGGUGCUCGCAGAGAUUGGUGGACAAGACGUUGGCGCAGUGCAGGCGCAGAUGAUACAACAGGGUGAUAUUCCGAAGAGCUACAUUCUUACCAAACAGAGGAUUGAUAGGGCCAGACGGAUGCUUACGAUACAACAGCAGGAAGAGCAGGGUGUGCAUAUGAAUGGUGUCGUGUAGUUGGUGACAGUCGUAAGAAUGUUGUACAUUCAAUCGUUUUGUAAUAUGACGCCUUUUAUGA